AUGGUGAUGGCAGAAUGGAGUGCGGUUGAGGAGGUAAGCGUUCAAGUCGACCGUGAGACGGUGGGCGUAGCCUACCAUUGCUGGCCGUCGCCAUUCGACCAAUCAGCGAUCGACGACGCUCGUCAAGAUAAACGUGCAUCAUUUCACGAAAUGACAAAUCGUAUGAUGGACGAGAUUUGCGUCGUAGCGAUCGGUCUGAGAUUUACUACCGACUAUCGCGCUGUGAUGGAAAUUUCGAAUCGGACGAAAAAUCGCGACGACAAACAGCUCGUCGAUGAACAACGUACAAACGGACUAAAUUCAUAUCCAGCAUUUACACCUCCAGCUUUUAAUCUACUUCUAGUGAUUUUCUGGGAUAUUCAAAGGAAGUGCAACGCAUCUGAUGCAUCUGGUACGAUGCGUUCUUACCCACAGUACCAAAUCGAUGUAGUUUCCUUAGCAGACCUGACAACAGCUUUUUUCCAGAUUCUCGUUUCGAUUACGGUACAGUUUGGUGGAAUGAACACAUGUGAUCUGAUCAUGAUAGUACUUUGGUAG
This is a messenger RNA of Angiostrongylus costaricensis, 537 nucleotides long. The record is from the annotation of a GenBank genome assembly. NCBI's taxonomy places the organism in Eukaryota, Metazoa, Nematoda, Chromadorea, Rhabditida, Metastrongylidae.